This is a messenger RNA of Sebastes umbrosus (honeycomb rockfish), 2116 nucleotides long. RefSeq names its product tRNA methyltransferase 6 (gene trmt6). Gene Ontology annotation, biological process: tRNA methylation. NCBI's taxonomy places the organism in Eukaryota, Metazoa, Chordata, Actinopteri, Perciformes, Sebastidae. The record is from RefSeq and is a predicted model, not a curated record. The coding region runs from base 211 to 1635 and encodes 474 amino acids. Gene Ontology annotation, cellular component: tRNA (m1A) methyltransferase complex; nucleus. The transcript is spliced from 12 exons.
CGCUCUACAAUCGGCAAUUUGAUUAGUCGUCCUGGGAAGCUAGGGAAAUGAAAGCUAACACGUGGAAAUAGUGAUUUUACAGUAUUUUGCUUUUACUCCAGGCUUUUUUUAACCCGUGCCUUGUCAACAGCGACUUUGAAUAUUAAAUAAUAAUCUGAAGGUGUUGGUUUCCUCUCAGCUGAGCGGUGAGCUGGUUUAAUCUGCUUUAUCAUGGCGGACAACGUAGUAGAAGAUGAUUCAAUGUGCAGAAUUAAAGAGGAUGACUAUGUUGUGUUGAAACGGGGAGAUAUCUUCAAAGCUGUGCAGAUUCAACCCAAGAAGAAGGUGAUCUUUGAGAAGCAGUGGUUCUUCCUGGAGAACGCUGUUGGGCAGCUGUACAGCACCACCUUUGAGAUUGUGUCUGGAGUCCUGCAGCCCAGGAAGCCCAAAGACACACAGAGCUCCACAGAUGCAAAGGAGGCAGGCACAGACAACAGAAACAUAGUAGAUGAUGGAAAAUCCCAGAAGCUGACCAGGGAUGACAUUGAGACGCUCAAAGAGCAAGGUCUGAAGGGUCAGGAAAUCAUUCAGCAGCUUAUAGAGAACAGCUCCACAUUCCGAGAUAAGACUGAAUAUGCCCAGGCUAAGUACAUCAAGAAGAAAAAGAAGAAGUAUGAAAACACCGUGACGAUUCUAAAACCAUCCUGCCGCAUCCUGGCUAUGAUGUACCACGGCCGAGAACCGGGGAAGAUCUGCCACCUGCGCUACGACACACUCGCCCAGAUAUUGACUCUGGCAAACAUCCACGCCGGCAGUAAAGUUUUGGUGUUUGAGACUUGUGCUGGCCUCGUGCUCGGGUCCAUCAUGGAGAGAAUGGGGGGCUUCGGUUCAGUGGUCCAAAUGUACCCAGGAGGUGGGCCCGUCCGGCAGGGUGUGGAGAGCUUUGGCUUCCCUGCACAUUUUCACGAUACGCUGCAUGAGUUCCCCAUCUGCCAUGUCAACGCUCUGCUGGCAGGCACUCUGGACACCAGUCCAGAUCCCAGUCCUGAUUCAAAGCAGUCCGACGUGGCUGUAAAGGAGGAGCAAAUCCACGAAACUCUCCAGCCCAAGGAAGAACCGCAGGACAGUAAAGAGGAACAGAGCAUGGAGACAAACAGUGGUGCUGAUGGUAGCCACGACCAGGAGAAAGAAGAGAAGGAGAAACGCAUGGAAGCCAAAGCUGAGGAAAAAAAGAAGAAGCAGGAGGAGAAACGAAAGAAGCUGGCAGCUGCUGCUGCCCUGCUGGAAGGCAGGAACGCCGACGGGUUGGUCAUAGCCAGCCGGUUUCACCCGUGUCCAGUCCUAAUGGGCCUGCUCAAGUUCCUCGCCCCCUCCAGGCCUUUCGUAGUCUACUCCCAACACAAAGAGCCUCUUAUUGAGUGCUACACUAAACUCAAGGAACAAGGCGGCACGGUCAACCUCCGACUCACAGACACCUGGCUCAGACAUUACCAGGUGUUGCCUAACAGGACACAUCCCAUGCUACUGAUGAGCGGGGGCGGAGGUUACGUCCUCUCAGGGACAACGGUUACCAUGAACCGCUCCAAAACAGCGGGUUCCCAGCAAUCUGACGAACCAGCGCCAAAGAGACUGAAAGUGACAAAAACUGAAGGAUAAAAACAAAUACAGAAGCAUCAAAUCUUUUUUAAGGGCACAUUACCGACAAGCCUGUAGGGAAUUUCCCUCCAGCAUCGACUUCUCUUUCCGCUGAACUGAUUUGACACAUCUGGAGUAAGAGAGACAGAGUGUCUGGUUUGCAUUCAUCAGAGCACUUUCUCCCGUCUUGUGAAUUCAGAUCAGCGCAGAGGGAGGCGUAAUGCUGGGGGAGUAAACUAUAAGCCAGUUUAGGCAGUAGGAGCUCAGUGUAUGUGUUAUGUAAGGAACUGCUGAAAUAAUCUCUUGUGCGUUGAGAGUAAUUUUACCAGGUGUAAAAAAACAUUUUUUUUCUCAGUUAAUGCUCUCCAGUUUCCAGGUUAUAACUUUUUUUAAUUUCGUUAUCCCUACAGAAAGUGCCAUUUGUUAUGAUCUAGUUGCUAAUGCAGCUUCACUGUGGGUUACAUCUGUAUCUGCGCAGCAUUAAAAAGCAGUACUAAAGAGA